Copidosoma floridanum is the source of this 2062-nucleotide messenger RNA. RefSeq names its product alpha-N-acetylgalactosaminidase. The record is from RefSeq and is a predicted model, not a curated record. NCBI's taxonomy places the organism in Eukaryota, Metazoa, Arthropoda, Insecta, Hymenoptera, Encyrtidae. Gene Ontology annotation, cellular component: cytoplasm. Gene Ontology annotation, biological process: glycoside catabolic process; oligosaccharide metabolic process. Gene Ontology annotation, molecular function: alpha-galactosidase activity.
UGAAAGUGAUCGGGGCGCUAUCUUGUACGCCCGCGCGCCAGAGAGAGAGAGAGUAUCCGAGAUGGGGGGAGGAGUCGAUUGAUCGGCGAGUGUGCAAAUUCGUCAGUUUGAACGACGCGGAGCGUAAAUUGUCGUCCUCAUGCCGACUGCAGUUGAACAGCCAGCCUAGGCUGGCCCCCAUCUCUAUCAUACACCACGAGAGAAACGCUCUUCUGCAGCAUCAGCCAACGCCGUGCAUACACGUACACAAACAUACACACACAUAACAAAAAAAAACAAGAAAAAAGUGUGCGCGCGCUGUGUACGACUCGUUCUCUCCGACGAUCAUGCCGGCGGUGGAGCUGCGGAUGCAACAUCAGCCGGAGAUAAAACGGCGGUGGCGAUAACAAUGAGUGCCCGUGUAUUAUCUUCCCUCGGAUAAGCGUAUAAAGGAGUGCGCGGCGUGAAAACGCGUGGACGCCCAACCGACGCAUCCACUAGCCGCGGAGCAGCGGCUCCGAGCAGUCGUCGUGUGAUUAUUGUAUUUCUCGCACUCCCGAUCGUAAACAAACAAACUCCGUUGUCGCCUCGCUCUGAGCUACGGAGUUGUGCCUGUUUUUUUUUUUUUUUUUAAUUCAUUUGAAAAAUUUUACGAUACUCGUGUCCUUCGAUAACAGUAAUCAGCAUCGGAAUAUCACCUGUGGCCAUGGGGAGGACGAGUGAUACUACGCUGUUGUUGUUGUUGGUGACGGUUCUCGGUGUCCUGGUCGGUGUGAGCGAGGCACUCGAGAAUGGAUUGGCCAGGACACCACCGAUGGGCUGGCUCGCAUGGGAGCGAUUCAGGUGCAACACAGACUGCAAAAACGACCCGGACAACUGCAUCAGCGAUCGGCUAUUCAGAACAAUGGCAGACAUCGUGGUAUCCGAGGGGUACGCAUCGGUGGGGUACGAGUACAUAAACAUAGACGACUGUUGGCUGGAAAGGGAGCGCGCACCCGAUGGGCAACUCGUGCCCGACAAGGAACGCUUUCCCUACGGAAUGAAGAGCCUGUCCGAUUACAUCCACUCGAAGGGAUUGAAGUUCGGCAUCUACGAGGAUUUCGGUAAUUUCACGUGCGCCGGGUAUCCCGGAGUCAUAGGGUACCUCGCGAACGAUGCGGACCUGUUUGCCUCGUGGGACGUGGAUUACGUGAAACUCGAUGGCUGUUACGCUCUUCCCCGUGAUAUGGAUCAAGGUUACCCUGAAUUUGGUUUUCACUUGAAUCGGACCGGAAGACCGAUGAUUUACUCGUGCAGUUGGCCGGUUUAUCAAAUAUACGCAGGCAUGCAGCCAAAUUACAGUUCGAUUAUCGAGCAUUGCAACUUGUGGAGGAAUUUCGAUGACAUUCAGGAUUCUUGGAGCAGCAUCGAAACAAUUAUAGAUUAUUACGGCAAUAACCAAGACGCGAUAGUGCCAAACGCGGGACCGGGCCACUGGAACGAUCCCGACAUGUUGAUCGUUGGUAAUUUCGGCUUGAGUUACGAGCAAAGCAAAACGCAAAUGGCCCUUUGGGCCAUACUCGCGGCUCCUUUGCUCAUGUCCGUCGAUCUUCGAACCAUCAGACCAGAGUACAAAGCUAUCUUACAGAAUAAGAAAAUUAUCGAAGUGGACCAGGAUCCCCUUGGUAUUCAAGGUCGGCGAAUCUACAAACACAAGGGCAUUGAAAUCUGGGCAAGGCCUAUAACUCCAGUUUACCAAAACUACUACUCAUACGCCAUCGCGUUCCUUAACAGAAGAACCGAUGGUACACCCUCUGAUGUGUCGGUUACUCUUAAAGAGCUUGGUCUACAGUACCCCCAUGGAUACAGAGUAGAGGACCUGUACGAAGACGUCGAUUACGGAGUUCUCACGCAAUACACGAAGAUCAAAGUCAAAGUGAAUCCAUCCGGUGUCGUUAUUCUGCGAUGUGAUCUACAGUUCGAUCACCCCAAUCAGUAUACGCAAUACACGCCCCUUCAACAAGUGUUCAAAGUCAGGCACAACUCGUUUUAAGAAAUUACCAUUGUAAAUUAAUUAUUAAACAAAUUUAAUUAUUAUUAUUAU